Messenger RNA from Salvia splendens (bonfire salvia), 935 nucleotides. RefSeq lists its product as uncharacterized. Lineage: Eukaryota; Viridiplantae; Streptophyta; Magnoliopsida; Lamiales; Lamiaceae. Bases 103 to 792 code for a protein of 229 amino acids. The record is from RefSeq and is a predicted model, not a curated record. The transcript has 2 exons.
UUUAAAUAAACACCUACAUUACUUAAUUUUUUUUUAAAAAAACUACAUCUGAUAUUUUUGUGAAACAUUACAGAAAGGUCCCAGUGGUAAUUCCAAAUCCUAAUGAUCCUCUCUCUCAAGAAGCGACAUUGGCGUUGUACGAAAAUCUACAAAUUUGGGAGUGGGGGAUAUAGAACCCUCCGUCGUCAUUUGACGACAAAGCAUCUGGUAGAAUGUGGCACUGCCACUAUCCAAACCCAACUAAACUUCCCUUCCGGUGGCUCAGGUUCGUCUCACUCAGGUGCGCCUCUUUUUAAAAUUGAUACUAAAAAUGUUUCUAAUUCUUUUUUUAAAUUUGAUACUAAAAAUGUUUCUAAUUUUUUGAGUAGAUGGGCUGCAAUGAGCAUUUUCCUUUUAAUGUUUAUGAUGACAAAGGAUAUGAGGGGAAAUCAAAGGUUAGAGAUGGCUGCGUAUGCUUCGGUGGCUUCGCUUAUAAAUACCACGGAGCAGAUCAUGGAUCAUCCUCAACUUGCGACCUCAUUCGACCCCAAGCAGAUGGAAUCGCUUCGUGAAAUAGUUGAUUUCCUGCUUGAUUUCAUGGAGAGUUGCACUUCCCACGGAAGCAGCGAAGCAGCACGAGAUUUGGAGAGCCAAAUUGCAUCCGCAGCUCAUGCUGCUGAAGAUGUGAUUGAAUCUCAUGUUGUUGAUCAGAUUCACGUCGGAUCCAACCAAACUAGUUCGGAUUCGCUACUGAAUCUGCAUAAAGUGAUAGAUGAGAUGGAUUAUGUGAAGUUAAAGGUUCAAAAGGAGUGAAGAAUUUUGAGGAAUGUGCAACCAACAUACCCUAAAUGAUACGGGUAUAUCUUCAGAAAUAUCUCUCAUAUCUCUAUUAUUAUAUUAUCAUAUCUUUUCCAUAUCGUUAUUAUCUUGUUCACCAAGUUAGGUUAUUCAUAUGA